AUAACUACACGAUAAUUAAACUUGAAAUUUUAUAACCCAAGUCUUAUUUCCCCUGAAACUAAAAAUAAUCGUUGAUAUAUCUGUCACUAACAAAUAAUAAAAUGAAAUUCAGAGAGCUUAUUUCACGAACGAUAGGCUGCAAUUUUAAACAGAAAUAUGAAAAUAAUCCAAGGGAGGUUGUAAAAGAAAAACGAAAACAUGAAGGAAGUCCAUUGGUGCAAUAUGUUGCUGGUUUUUUCGCUUGCAUGUCUACAGCAGUUUGGGGAGCCUACGCAGCCUGGCCAUCACCAGCUAUUCCCCACUUGACCAGGGAAAACUCAACCUUCGUAGUUACGGAUGUGCAAGGAGGUUGGAUCGUUUCCCUUUUUAUGCUCGGAGACCUAAUUGGUGGACUGAUAAAUCCAUUAUUCAUCGAUCGAAUAGGCCGAAAAUAUACCUUAUUACUUUUUUACCUACCAGGAUUGAUCGGCUGGAUGCUAAUCAUAUUCGCAAACAAUUAUGUAUAUCUCUAUGUUGCAAGAUUAAUUGCUGGAAUAGGUCAAGGAGGUGUCUAUGCUCCACUGGUGAUAUAUGUAACAGAAAUUUCUGAAAAGAACAUCAGAGGUAUUUUGGUCAACAUGAUAAAUAUAACGUAUGCAGCUGGUAUCUUCAUCUUUACAUCAAUGGCAGUUUAUGUAUCCUACGAGACCUUAAACCUGACAUGUGCUUCUAUAUCAAUAAUUUUUUUGCUAAUAUUUCCACUUCUACCAGAAACACCAUAUUAUUAUCUAAUGACAGGUCGAACUGAUGAUGCUCUCAAGUGCUUGAUGAAGUUGAGAGGAAUUAAUGAAUCAGAUAAGCUGGAUUCAGAUAUCAGGGAGAUGCAACUGGCAAUAAACGAGGAUCAAAGACUUAGCAAAUCUGGAUUUAUGGAGUUGAUCAGCAAAAGCUGUAAUAGGAAAGGCUUGGCGAUUAUAUUCUGCAUGAAGCUGACUCAAUUCCUGUCAGGAAUAGAGGCUAUUUCUGCGUAUGCUCAACAGAUUUUCACUAAAAGUAGUCCUUCUAUAAAUCCGGGAGUUCAAGUGAUGAUUCUAAAUGGAAUUUCGUUACUUGCUUCUCUUGUAACUAACAUCGUGAUAGAUAGAUUUAAUAGAAGAACUCUUUUUUUGUCUUCUGGAUUAUUAGGCUCGCUUUCCUUAGGAAGCGUGGGUCUAUUUUUCUUUAUGGAAUUGUACCUUAAGGUUGAUGUCUCUUCUUAUAAAAUGAUACCACUUGUGGCAUUGGUUUUAUUUUAUGUGUUAUAUCAGUUAGGGUUUGGUAUUAUUCCCUUCAUUGUUCAAGGAGAACUGUUUUCGAUAAAUGUGAAAGGAAGGGCGGUUGCUUGUGGGAUGGUUAUGGGAUCAUUUUUUUCGUUCAGUACUUUGGCAGGUUACAAUGUUUUAAGCAAUGCUGCUGGUGUUUAUAUGGCCUUUUUCUUUUUUGCAACAACAGCACUUUUGGGAUCUGUGAUCACAUUUUGGAUUAUGCCUGAAACGAAAGGAAGGUCUUUGGAGGAAAUUCAGGCAAUGAUGAAUCCGGAAAUGAAGAAGGGGUUGGAGUCUGCACGUAAAAUAAAAAAAUCUUCUAAAUUGGAAACUUAAUUCUCCAACUAUUAUUUGUUCUUAUAAAGAUAUUUGUAAAUAACAACAGACUGUAAAAAACGAAGCGACAAAAUAAAGUGUAUCAGAAACUCCGCGCCCCGGAUGUAAAAUUUACAAUAGUUUGUGAAUUGUU
Molecule: messenger RNA, 1752 nt
Organism: Belonocnema kinseyi
Lineage: Eukaryota; Metazoa; Arthropoda; Insecta; Hymenoptera; Cynipidae
Product: facilitated trehalose transporter Tret1-like
Exons: 2
Coding region: 102-1619 (505 amino acids)
Biological process (GO): transmembrane transport
Cellular component (GO): membrane
Molecular function (GO): transmembrane transporter activity
Source: RefSeq, a predicted model, not a curated record